This is a messenger RNA of Rhagoletis zephyria (snowberry fruit fly), 787 nucleotides long. RefSeq names its product intersectin-2-like. NCBI's taxonomy places the organism in Eukaryota, Metazoa, Arthropoda, Insecta, Diptera, Tephritidae. Gene Ontology annotation, biological process: positive regulation of Rho protein signal transduction. The record is from RefSeq and is a predicted model, not a curated record. Gene Ontology annotation, molecular function: guanyl-nucleotide exchange factor activity.
AUGCAGCGAAUCACCAAGUAUCCGCUGCUCAAUGAGAAGCUUUUUGAGGCGACGCCGGCUGGCCACCCGGACUACGCCGAUGCGCAGGCGGCGGCUAAGUUCAGCAAGAGCUUCUGCAAGGAGAUCAAUGAGGCCUGCAGAGAUACGGAAAACUUUGACAAGCUCAUCUGGCUGCAGAAGCACAUCACCAUUCCGCAGAAGAAUCUGGACUAUGUCAUUGACUUUAACUCGGAGACGAACUUUCUAGGUCCUCGAACACUGCACCACUCGGGCAUUCUUGUGAAGGCCAGUAGCUCAAAGGUGCUGGCCGCCUUCCUCUUUAACGAUUUCUUCUUGCUAGCGAUGCCCAAUAAGAAGUUUCAAAAGUCGAUCUCUUCAGGGCACAACUUCUUCUACAACCAAAGGGCGCUGGAGAUCACCUACACGCUGUAUCGAAAGCCGAUGCUCCUAAGCGAAAUUAGCCUCGCCGACCUGCCCGAAUUUGAGUCCAGCCUUGACCCUGGCCUCUUUCGCAUUCACGUGCACGCACAGAAGCGGCACCUGUCGCUGCGGGCCCCCUCCACCAACGAGUGCGUCCUUUGGAUGAAGCAGAUUGACAAGGCAAAGAGCACCUACAUGGAAAUUCAGAAGCGACUCAACAGUAAUGAGGAAGGGAGCACCAGCAAUGGCACAACGGGCAGUUCUUCGGUGACGGCUGGUCCAGUGGCAGCAUUACUGCCCAACCAGGCGCCCACUGCCACGCUCUUUCUGACCAUUGUCGAGGCGUUGCAGCUGUACACGAGAAACU